AUGAACCCACAAGACAUACACAGAGUUCCCGACGAAGAGCUCAAUAGCACGGUGUCUCUGAAGCUGAACGGAGCUGUAUUCCACGCCGCCAAUCCCAGCCUCAUUCAGAAGAGCACAUGCAGUUGUGGUUUGCGGUUCAAUACAAAAAUCGUCGGAGGGGAUGUUACAGACAUAGCGAAGUAUCCCUGGCAGAUUGGCUUGGCUCAGAAAUACGACGGUUUCGUUUUCUGUGGCGGUUCCAUCAUCAACGAUCGAUAUAUUCUCACGGCCGCCCACUGCGUUGAUGGAAACUCUCCCGAAAACCUUGUAGUUCGCGUCGGUGAAACGUCAAGAACGGGUCCCGCAGAAACCAUAGAUGUCCUGGAAAUCAAAGUUCAUGAACAAUAUACCUACCAAUCGAUCGUCGCCUACGACAUUGCUCUGCUGAAGCUGGCUUGGCCUAUUGAAUUCUCCGAGUCGGUUUUGCCUGUUUGUCUUCCGGAUUCCAAAAAGAAAUACAGCAACAGGAAUGCCGUCGUCACCGGAUGGGGUAGAGACGGCGCCGAUGGGGACAUACAGCAAGAGCUACAUGAAGUGACAGUCACGGUCUACUCGACGAAGAAAUGUAGAAAGAAGUCGGAUUAUCAGAAGGAUGAAGUUCAUAAG
Molecule: messenger RNA, 645 nt
Organism: Penaeus vannamei (Pacific white shrimp)
Lineage: Eukaryota; Metazoa; Arthropoda; Malacostraca; Decapoda; Penaeidae
Source: RefSeq, a predicted model, not a curated record